AUGAAGUGGGAACGUCCACUCACCUCCGGUAUCGGCCCGCGACCAACCGAUUCCCACACCGCCGUUCUGCUGGGUACGCGCAUGCUGGUGAUCGGAGGCUGGGACCACCGCGUGCCGUCAAACGACCUCUACUUUCUCGAUACCAACACGUUGGUGUGGUACAAGCCAUUUGCUUCCGGCGAGGCACCCGCUCCCCGAUGGUCACACGCGGUCACCCUCUCGUCCAAAAACAGACUAUAUUUAUUCGGUGGGUGGAAUGGCCGGUCGGACUUCGACACGCUCCACGUCCUGGUACGUGCCUCUUCUCGUAUCCGCCAGGGCGUGAGAUCAUUGGAUGACCCACACUCCCCUUUUGCAGACAUGUAG
Molecule: messenger RNA, 366 nt
Organism: Acanthamoeba castellanii str. Neff
Lineage: Eukaryota; Discosea; Longamoebia; Acanthamoebidae
Product: kelch motif family protein
Exons: 4
Coding region: 1-366 (121 amino acids)
Molecular function (GO): protein binding
Source: RefSeq, a predicted model, not a curated record